Molecule: messenger RNA, 1104 nt
Organism: Prunus armeniaca (apricot)
Lineage: Eukaryota; Viridiplantae; Streptophyta; Magnoliopsida; Rosales; Rosaceae
Source: the annotation of a GenBank genome assembly
AUGUAUGCAAAAGCAGAGGAAAAAUGGUCACAUACUACACAGAAGUUGCUGCUACAUAAAAAGGAAAGCCACAAUGAGUUAUUGCCUGCUCUAAGGAGGCAAAUUGAUUUGUAUUCUGAAUUCCUAGCAAGUGUUGCUGAACUUGCCCGCUCCAAAUGGACUGAGUUUAAUUUAAAGAUGAUGGGUACUGGACUUGGAAUUAUGUUGAUAUCACUUCUUAUCCACUUCCUUGCAAUUAAGAAAGUGAAGGAGCAAUUGGUUUUUCUUUUACUUCAUCUGGAGAUUCUGGGAUUUCCUUCGGUGGAAGGAGGAAAAGUGGCAUGCUUUGUUUUGGCUACAUCUGCACUAGUUAAGAUGCGAUAUUCAAUCAUGAAGAAGAAGAUGAUAUUAGAAGCAUUUGUUUUCCUUCUUCUGAUCACCAUUUGCAGAUUUACUAUUGAAGUUGGAUUGUCGAAGCAGGCUCCUAGUUCUGAAUUUGUGAAUGCAUAUCCUUCAUGGAUGCUCGGGAUUGCUGCAGGGUUUCCAAUUUGGAAUUUUGUUGCUGAAGCUUUACUGGUAGUUGCCCUGCUUUUAUUGGCAUUCUUGCUGCGUGAGGCCAUUACUGGAAGCUCUUCAAAGGGUAUUUGGAAGUAUAUUAUCAUGGGAACUAAUUUAAGUUAUAUACCAAUAGCAGUGCAUUGGGCUUCAGAAAGUGACAGAUUGAAUCUGGCUUGGGUGCUUAAAGGCACUGGAAGAAGUUAUAUUCCUAGACUAAUAUAUGCCAUUGGAUUUGGACAAUUGUUAUUAUUGACAUUUAAUCAGCUGUUCAGUAAAAGGAAAUCCUCAGAUCACAGCAAUCUCUUGUAUAUUAAAACAGUCGCCAUGUUUUCUGCAUGGAGCUCAACAAUCAUUAUUCUGUUGGGAAGACAGGGCCCCUGGGUUGUUUUAGCAUUCAUAAUUGGAGGCCAAUGCAUAAUGAGGCUGGAUAACAUAGAACUGGAUGUCAAAGAUGGAGGCAGUUGGAAUAGGAUGCUUGAUCCUGUUCCUGUAACACAGUGGAGCCUUUUUGCUGUGUGCCUGUGUGCUUUUGAUGGCCUCCGAUAUGGUGCUGCAUUUAUUGGGUGA